This is a messenger RNA of Habropoda laboriosa, 439 nucleotides long. RefSeq names its product lachesin-like. The transcript is spliced from 4 exons. The record is from RefSeq and is a predicted model, not a curated record. The annotation marks the transcript as partial. NCBI's taxonomy places the organism in Eukaryota, Metazoa, Arthropoda, Insecta, Hymenoptera, Apidae. Gene Ontology annotation, cellular component: neuron projection.
AUGCUGUGGAUACCGCACCAAUUGGUCGGUGCGCCUUUAGGCUACGCUGUGACGCUGGAAUGCCACACGGAGGCUCAUCCGACUUCUUUGAAUUACUGGACCAGGGAGGACGGCGUGAUGAUUCACGAGAAUAACAAGUAUAGAGCUACAUCGACACCGGAGAAACCCUCCUACAAGACGCACAUGACUCUCACGAUAUACGAUCUUCAGGACGAGGAUUACGGUAGCUACAAGUGCGUCGCGAAAAACCCACGUGGAGAGACCGAUGGCACCAUUCGCCUGUACAGUAAGUGUCAGUCCACGCCGCCGAGCACCAGCCCCAGCCCGUCUACCACAGAGAUGCCGAAGAAAGAUUGGGAGCUGAUGGCGGAAAUGAAUAACUCUGUUUAUGGGAACCCAAGUUCGUUGACGAUUCACAAUGAGAAAAACACGAAAACAG